CACGUGCGUGGGGAAGAAGCCGUACGGACAUAUUCAUAAAAAUUUUGACAGAUUUAAAGAUAUUAUAUUUCUAAAAUAGUACGUAAAUAGUAGUAGAAAUGUCGGACGAUACUGAAAGAGCUUUAUCUUACGCUCAAGGAUUUGUGGAUUUUGUUAAUGCAUCUCCUACACCUUAUCAUGCUGUAAAUUCUGUUAAAACAAUUUUGAAAAAGUCCGGGUUUAAAGAAUUAUCCGAACGUUCAAAUUGGUCUAACCUUGAAAUUUCCAAAGGUGGGAAAUAUUUUGUCACUAGAAAUGGUUCUUCACUUAUUGGAUUUACUGUGGGUGAAAAAUUUGAAAAUGGUAAUGGGAUUGCUAUUGUUGGUGCGCAUACUGAUUCUCCAUGUUUAAGAAUUAAACCUGUAUCUUCAAGAACUUCAGAGGGUUUUAUUCAAGUUGGAGUUGAACAAUAUGGUGGAUUAAUUGCUCAUUCUUGGUUUGAUAGAGAUUUAUCUAUUGCUGGUCGUGUUUAUGUUAAUGAAAAUGAUCAAUUUGUACCAAAGUUAAUUAAGAUUGAUAAACCAUUAUUAAGAAUUCCUACUUUAGCAAUUCAUUUAGAUAGAGAAGUUAAUACUAAAUUCGAAUUUAAUAAAGAAACAAAAUUAGUUCCAAUUGCUGGUCAAACUUCAAUUGAUAAGAAUGAAAAGGCUGCUUCUGCAGAAGAAAAGAAAUCUGGUCAUUCUUGUGCUGAUGAUCCUGAAUUACAAUUAACUCCAGAACAAUUCGUAUCAGUUCAAACUGUUAUUGAAAGACAUAAUAAAUCAUUAAUUGAAUUAAUAGCAAGAGAACUUAAGGUUGAACCAACUCAAAUUGAAGACUUUGAAUUGGUAUUAUUUGAUCAUCAAAAAUCAACCAUUGGUGGAUUAAAUGAUGAAUUCAUUUUCUCUCCUCGUUUAGAUAAUUUAACUUCUUGUUAUACUGCCGCAGUUGGUUUAACUGAAUCAGUUGAAUAUCUUUCUAAACAAAGAGGUAUUCAAUUGAUUUCCUUAUUUGAUCACGAAGAAAUUGGAUCAAAAUCAGCUCAAGGUGCAGACUCUACUUUCUUACCAGAUAUAAUUCAAAGAUUAACUAAAGUUGAUUUUGAUAAUGGUGGAAACUCUGCCAAUUACUUUCACGAAACAAUGGCUAAAUCUUUCUUAUUAUCUUCCGACAUGGCUCAUGGUGUGCAUCCAAAUUAUGGUGAUAAGUAUGAAGCUAAAAACAGACCUCAAUUGAAUGCUGGUCCAGUAAUUAAAAUUAAUGCUAACCAAAGAUAUGCAACAAAUUCUCCAGGUAUAGUUUUAUUAAAGAAAGUUGCUGAAUCAGUUAAAGUCCCAUUACAAUUAUUUGUUGUUAGAAAUGAUUCUCCUUGUGGUUCAACCAUUGGUCCAAUCUUAGCAGCUAAAUUAGGGAUUAGAACUCUUGAUUUAGGUAAUCCUCAAUUAUCAAUGCAUUCAAUUAGAGAAACUGGUGGUACUUAUGAUAUAGUUAAGUUAACAGAUUUAUUCAAGGGAUUUUUCGAACAUUAUGUUGAUAUCGAUGAGAAGAUUUUAUGUGAUCACCUUUAGAUUUAAUAUAAAUAGAUAA
This is a messenger RNA of Scheffersomyces amazonensis, 1605 nucleotides long. Its product is annotated as aspartyl aminopeptidase. Gene Ontology annotation, cellular component: fungal-type vacuole. Lineage: Eukaryota; Fungi; Ascomycota; Pichiomycetes; Serinales; Debaryomycetaceae. The record is from RefSeq and is a predicted model, not a curated record. The transcript has a single exon. Gene Ontology annotation, molecular function: metalloaminopeptidase activity; zinc ion binding. Bases 99 to 1586 code for a protein of 495 amino acids. Gene Ontology annotation, biological process: proteolysis.